AUGGCUAACACUCCUGAAAAUCCUUCAUCCCCACCCAAGGAAAUCACACCCACACCAUCUAUCACACCUUCAAACACACCUCUGUCUAAGAAAGGAAGAACUAAGAUGCUUGCUCGCAAGACUGGGGAAGAAACGGUUUAUUCUGAAACUGAACAUGUAUCUUUUAUCCCUAAAGCUACUCCUGAGACAAUUGCUGAAGUUGAUACAAAUUUGGAAAAUAGGUUUGUGCUGGUAGGGUCUAUAGCAGUUAUUGAAACUACAGAGUCUGGAGAAGUUGGUGGUAAAAAUAAAAAGGAAAAAUCAAAAGAGAGCAAGGGAGUUAGGAGUGGUGUGAGGGGAAAGGACACAAGUGCAAUGGUUGUUUGGGAAGAGAAAUCUGUUGGAGUAAACGAGAGUGUACAGAAAAUAGGGAGAAGUAGGUCUGGCAAAACAGCUGAAGGGCUUGUUCAACUUGGGAAAAAUAGAGAUGAACCUGGUUCAUCUGUAGAGGAAACCCUUGCAGACCUAUUGAAGAAAGUGACUGAGAGCUAUAAUCCAAAGAAUAAAGGAAUUUCAAAGGCUAAAACCUCUGGCAAUGGUAGGGAAAAUAAGAAAAGGAAGGCUCCUCCUUCUGUUACUGUUGAAAUUCCUCCCACACAAGGAAGAGCCACAAGAAGUCAGCUAAAGCAGAAUGAGGCAAAACUGCAGAAAGCCUUAGAAGAAAGUAGAAGAAAAAUAGUUGCUAAGGGAAAGAAGAAGAUGGAUGAGCCUGUUGAGGCUAUUGAUAUUGAUGAGAUGGACUUGGUCCUUCGAGAUGAAGAAGACAUCGAAGAAGUGGAGGUUCUGACUCCCAAAGCCAAGACUUCCACUAAGAAGUCUGAAUGGAGUGGAGAGAAAGAAGAUGAUUCUGACACUGAGAAAGACAAGGUGGCCAAGUUUGGCAAGAGGACAAUUUUGAAGGGUAGACUACUCAGGGACUUGAAGGAGAAAGGAAUGGUGUUGCUUUUGGAGAAGUUGGAGUUACAAGGCUGGAAGGACAUGGUUCUUUAG
Messenger RNA from Nicotiana tabacum (common tobacco), 1029 nucleotides. Lineage: Eukaryota; Viridiplantae; Streptophyta; Magnoliopsida; Solanales; Solanaceae. The record is from RefSeq and is a predicted model, not a curated record.